AUGGCUCUGUCCUGUUUUGAAAAUGGAGACUAUAUGACUGCCGUUUUUUGCGAUCUUAGCAAGGCGUUUCACUGCGUACAACAUGAUUUACUGUUACAAAAUUCUUCAUUAAUUCGAACAAUUUUAUGUGAUGCUCAUGAUGCCGGAAAGCGAUUUCACGUGAUAGUUUUGGAUGCAAAACCUUUGCUGGAAGGUCGCGAAAUGUUGCGACGUUUAGUGUGUCAUGGUAUUGAUUGCACUUACGAGUUAAUUCAUAUUGUUAGUCAUAUAAUGCGUAGAGCUACGAAAGUGCUUUUUGGAGCGCACGCUCUUUUGGCAAAUGGGGCGGUAUUUUCUCGGGCUGGAACUUCGCAAGUGGCGUUAGUUGCGCAUAAAUUUCGUAUACCGAUUUUGGUUUGUUGCGAAACUUAUAAAUUUUCGGAGAAAGUUCAAAUGGAUUGUUUUGUUUACAAUGAAAUAGAUGAUCCGAAUAAAGUGAUAAAUACAGAAUGUCCAAACGAUGAUAAUCAGUGCGUUUUGAAAAAUUGGAAACAAAAAAAGUUUUUGAAACCGCUCACCUUGGUUUAUGAUAUAACUCCGCCGGAAUUUGUGACUGGAGUGGUAACUGAAUUAGGUUAUUUACCAAGUACAAGUGUUCCUGUUGUUUUGAGGAAGAAAAAGAUAAUUACUUAAAAUGAUUUGUAUUAUAACUUUUCACUUUUCUUAAUAAAUAUUUGUAAAUAAACGGCA
Onthophagus taurus is the source of this 729-nucleotide messenger RNA. Lineage: Eukaryota; Metazoa; Arthropoda; Insecta; Coleoptera; Scarabaeidae. The record is from RefSeq and is a predicted model, not a curated record.